Pyricularia grisea is the source of this 810-nucleotide messenger RNA. RefSeq lists its product as uncharacterized. The record is from RefSeq and is a predicted model, not a curated record. Gene Ontology annotation, molecular function: protein serine/threonine kinase activity; ATP binding. The coding region runs from base 1 to 810 and encodes 269 amino acids. Gene Ontology annotation, cellular component: cytosol; EKC/KEOPS complex; nucleus. Lineage: Eukaryota; Fungi; Ascomycota; Sordariomycetes; Magnaporthales; Pyriculariaceae. The transcript has a single exon. Gene Ontology annotation, biological process: protein phosphorylation.
AUGGCGGGGUCGCAAACCAAUUGUCCUGACCCCUCAUCCUACCCCUUCCCCUUGCCCACGAUCCUUACCCACCCCGCCAGUGCACCACCGACACUCAUUACACAAGGCGCCGAGGGCCGCCUAUACAAGACAACAUACUUGCGGCCGGAUUUGCCGUGUGCUCUCAAGCACCGGCCGUCGAAACCAUACCGACAUCCGAUCCUGGAUGCCCGCCUGACGCGCCAGCGCAUCCUCGCCGAGGCGCGCAUCCUGUCCAAGUGCAGGCGCGAUGGCACCGCCGCUGGCGUGCCGGCUGUGUACGCGCUCGACGAGGCGGCGGGAUGGUUGAUGCUGGAGUGGAUAGAGGGGGUGCCGGUGCGAGUGAGCAUCAACGAGUGGCUGAAGCGGAGGAUAAGGUUGGGCACUUUGACCGCGAUACAGGAAGACGAGCAGCUCGUCAAGCUCAUGAGGAAGAUGGGUACCGCAGUCGCGGCUAUACAUCGCGUUGGCGUAGUGCAUGGUGACUUGACCACAAGCAACAUGAUGCUCCGUCCUUCAAAGGACCAGGGCGAGGUGGCCGAGGAUAGGCUUCUGGAUGGCGACGUGGUCGUGAUCGACUUUGGUCUGGCGAGCCAGAGCGUUUCAGACGAGGAUAGGGCUGUGGACCUCUAUGUCUUGGAGCGAGCAUUUGGAAGCACGCAUCCUAAGGCCGAGGUUGUCUUUGACCAAGUCCUCAAGGGAUACCAGGAGGGCUUCAAACAAGCAACGCCGGUACUGAGGAAAUUGGAGGACGUGCGGAUGAGGGGACGCAAGAGAAGCAUGAUUGGAUGA